AUGGCGAGCGAACAAUUGAAAACAGUCACCUCCACCCCAAAUGGCCAUGCCAUCAAAGACCCUUUGCCAGAUCAUCCGGAGUUCGAGGAGGUGACGGCAUUAAAGCCAAGCUCAACCCUCUUGAGCAAGGCAUGGGAAGACCUUAAGCGGAAUCAAUGUCUCUUGCGCAGUGACAUGUCUCUGACCGUGGACGAAAUUGGCGAUCCUGGGGCCGAUGAAGAGAGAUAUUUGAUAGUCGGGUACGCUUUUCCUAAGGAGCUGAACGCGCUACGGAAGAAAGCCAGUUUCCAGAAGGGAGAAGAACCAGACGGUACUGUCGAUCCUGACAAGUACGUUGCCGACUGGGAGAAGGACAACUUCCCGUAUUAUGUGGUCACCCGCAUCAUCACAACAAAUCAAAAUCAUUCGAUCCAACUGUACGCUUUGCUGAAAUGCGACGAAAGCGCCACGUUCUCUACACCCUUCGCUGUUGAGCAGGAUAACGUCUUCUAUAGACACGAAUUUCGUGGUCUUAGCACAAACGCCAGAGACCGAAGAUCGAGCUGGAAUGAACUCGUUGCUCAACAUGCGAUCCGAUGCGAAGAAGCUGUGCCAACCAAAGCAGCCAGACCUAGACGGUACCACUCCGAGCAACGCGGUAACCUCAUGGUUCAGGGCGGCGAGUCUUUGGCUCCCGAACUCUGCAUGUUGGCAUCAUUGUUCCAUGAGACAAAGUCACCUGCAUACCUCGAGCAAAAGGUGCAAGCCCUACAUCGUGCCUAUCCCGAUUUGGAGCAACAGGCUCCCCCUGAGAAUGCAGGUCUGAACGCGUUCUACGACAAAAAAGCCCCUGGAUUCAGCAGUGCCGAUGCGCAGGAUGUUGUGGAGGACAUGCUUGCCGUAGAGCCCACUCUUGAAGACCUCACGGCAGACCGCGUAAUGGCGUUAAAGAAACAUUUGGACUCUUGCGGCGAAGAAUACGAAUAUCGACACGUCAAACUUAUCAUAGCCGGGGGCAUGGCUGCAAUGAAGAGCAUUAAGUCAGGCAAGAACUCUUCUUUUGAUUCUGUCCAGCUUAUCCAGUUGUUGAAGAAUGUGGGGAAAAUCUUUCCGUCCUCAACAGCGGGAAAGCCUUAUUGCGCCCCUAAGGAAGCUAACACUAUGCUUCUAACCUCGCUUACGUACAAAUUGAAAGAACUUGUCGAUCACUGGGAUCACUCCUGUGCGCAAGUCCGAGACAGUCUCGGGAACACAGGGUUGCCGGGAAUCGGCUAUGAGGACAUGCGAGGCCAGCUGGCAGAGGCUGUGGAUGCACCAGCAUUACAUCUCCUUCUCUCACAAAUCGCCCGGAAUGUGCUGGCAAAGUAUGAAAAUAUCCUCGCGGAUGGUCUCGUUGGUCCAAUGAGACGGAUCACCGAGCGUCUGGAGCUAUACAUCUUGUCAUCGGAGGAUACAGCCACAGACGUCAAAAGGCACAGCCGGGGAAAGUACCAACAGCGAGAGGAGUAA
This is a messenger RNA of Cladophialophora psammophila CBS 110553, 1488 nucleotides long. RefSeq lists its product as uncharacterized. The coding region runs from base 1 to 1488 and encodes 495 amino acids. The record is from RefSeq and is a predicted model, not a curated record. NCBI's taxonomy places the organism in Eukaryota, Fungi, Ascomycota, Eurotiomycetes, Chaetothyriales, Herpotrichiellaceae. The transcript has a single exon.